This is a messenger RNA of Saccoglossus kowalevskii, 2360 nucleotides long. RefSeq names its product endoplasmic reticulum membrane protein complex subunit 7-like. The record is from RefSeq and is a predicted model, not a curated record. Gene Ontology annotation, cellular component: EMC complex. Gene Ontology annotation, molecular function: carbohydrate binding. NCBI's taxonomy places the organism in Eukaryota, Metazoa, Hemichordata, Enteropneusta, Harrimaniidae.
AUGACGAGUAAAUGAAUAAGAGUUGGGUUUAUAUCGACGCACAUGAGUUUGAGAUCCCGAUUUAUCACUUCUGUUACUAUUUGAACACAUUUUGGAACAUAUUUCUCCAGGGGACAUGUUACCUUCGUUUUUAGUGUUGCUGUGUAGUCUUAAUUUUCAAUUGGUAUUUGCAGACGAUGACGUAGGUAGUCAUGCACAGGAAACGUACAAGAUCGAGGGGAAAGUUUCUGUCUCUGGUGCUAAAUCGCAAGAAUGGGUACCACACACUCGUAUUCUUGUAGACGGUGGCUUGUUCAUCGGAUUUUUGAAGUCGGAUGGUACUUUUUGUGUAAACGAUGUGCCUACUGGUUCCUAUGUAAUAGAAGUAGCCAAUCCUACGUAUUCAUUUGAACCAGCCAGGGUAGACAUAACAUCAAAGGGGAAAAUGCGAGCCAGGAAACUGAAUCAUGUACAAAGUACAUCUGUUGUGACAAUGAGUUAUCCACUAAGAUUAAAAGCAAAAGGACAGACCAGCUACUUUCAAAAAAGAGAGCAGUGGAAAGCUACAGAUUUUCUAAUGAAUCCAAUGGUUCUCAUGAUGGUAUUGCCUCUUGUACUUCUCUUUAUACUGCCAAAAAUGAUGAACACUUCAGAUCCAGAAGUUCAAAAGGAAAUGCAGUCGUCUAUGAAUAUGUUAACACCAAAACAAGACUUGCCUGAUAUGUCAGAAUUACUCACUGGAUGGUUGUUUCCUGGUGGUAAGAAAAAAGAAAAAAGCAAGAGUGGAAAAAGAAAACCAUAAACAAUGUUUAAAUGCUCAGAAACAUGGUAUUGGUGGUGCAUUCAUCGAUCAGACAAGUGCUACCAUUUUCAUUUCAGUCAAUGAAAAUUAUUUCAGGACAAAAAAAAUUGCUUCAUUGAGUAGAAGUUGUGAUAAAUCUGUAAAUUUGCUAUGCAAUGUACUGUGUUGGUUCUACUUUACAGUUUGUCAGGUCUACCAAUAAUUAUUGUGAUGUAUUUCACAACUCUUCAGUUGAGUAUGUAUAUCAUCUACAGAAAUGCUCAAUUGUUUAUCAUUUAACAAUUUAAUACAAUCUUGGAAUGAUGUUUACGUGUCAUAAUAGUUUUAUUCUAAAUCUUUUUUUCUGAAAUCUUGAAAGCAUACAUUAAUUCUAUAUACAUUUGUAUGGUUUACUGUGUUUACUUUUGGUGCAUCUAUUACAUUGUGUGCAGUUGAAAUAUAUUCUUUUUUUUUUUUUAUUAUCAGUGUAUUAAAGGUUGCACAUACAAUUGUUAAGAAUUUUCUGAAGGCACUGUAUUCAGUGUUCUUCAUCCAGUAAUCUUAGUCAAUUGUGUGGCAAGGUAGGGUAGGUUACCUUUUAAUGAAAUGUUUGAUUCUGUCAGUUCUCAUCCAAUACAACACUGUUUAAAGAGUAUGUACCGUAAAAGAAUUGUGGGAUUCUUCAUUACGCAGAAAUACAAAUUUUUCUUUUAUUAAAUGUAAAUUUAAAGAACAGUGGUCAUUGUGUCAUACAUGUGCGACAUUUGUGUUGAUAAACAAUGAUUCAAUGCGCUAUCCUCAUGGAAAUCACAAGUACAUAUUUUGACUAAGGCACAACGUACUCUAAUUACCGCCGGUGACUCUUCCAAUCACCAAAGAAAUUACAUAGUUAAAGCUUGGUAACGUCUCAGUUUAUACUCAUCUUCGCAACGGUCCUUCGUAUGGGACCCAUAUCUCACGAAUGCGUGGCAUGAUGGCCAUCGCCUUUAAUGAUUAUGGGCAUUAAAAGUUUACUACAGAUGGUACUAUUACAAUUUUAGUAUCGACGAAUCCUCACAUUUUUCUCUGAAAUUUAUAUAUCAUGUAGGACAGGUAUUUUGUCUUUUACAUUGUGAUCAUUUUGCUUUGAGACAAUUUAUUACCAUCACAAUUGAAAAUCAAGCCAUGAAUAGACAAUUGCAUUUCUGUUUUUAAUUCUGUUGUAUUUCACUGCUCCACAAGAUUGUGUCGUUUUUGCCCUCAUUCAUUUCUGUUAUUCUCGGAUGCUUUCAGCUAGGCAAUGUGUUCAGAUUUACUUUUAGGUAGGCAUACAUAUCCUGGUAAUUUUGUACAAGUCUUUCAGUAGAAGAAUCAAGACCAGAUUAUGUUUUUAAUAGAAUAAUAAAACACUACCUUUUUUGUGCAGUACACAAUUCAACAUUUUUAACCUGUAGUUAGUUAACCUGAACUUAAUCCUUUAAUCUAUUCUUAAAAUGCUGUAUUUAAACAUUGACAAUCAUAUUCCAAAACAAGCCAUUGAGAAUGUCACAGCCACUUCUAUUGUACAAAUGUAACAAAUGAAAAAUCAGAAAUUAUUUAUUUGAUGAAUUUUUUGUGGAAA